CAGGGAGCCCGCCCAGGCGGCCCAGGCCCACUGCGCAGGCGCGGAGCGGUGCAUUUCGGGACGUGUAGUUUCCGCGCCGCAUUGUGGGAGUCCUGGUUUGCAAGCCCACUCGGUGCAGCGCUCCCCGCGACUUGGAGCUAUGGGACCGAGGCCCCAAGAGGGAAGUCGCCCGAUUGUGUAGUGUCUGCAUCCCAAGCUCAAGCCUUCUGACUCCUGGGCACGCCUGGCGCCCAGCUCCUCCCGUGUGCUGGCCGGGGUCUGCGUCCACCAGGAGUGACUGCUAGUCCGGCUCUGCGUCCACCAGGAGUGACUGCUAGUCCGGCUCUGCGUCCACCAGGAGUGACUGCUAGUCCGGCUCUGCGUCCACUAGGAGUGACGUCACCGUGGGUCCAGCAUGAACUGGGAGGUGCUGGACCACGUGCCCCUGCUGCUGUACAUCUUGGCAGCGAAAACAUUGAUUCUCUGCCUGGCAUUUGCCGGAGCCAAAGCAUACCAAAGGAAGAAGUUGGAAGCCAGAGAGCGACAGCUGGAAGCGGAGAAGAAGUCGGAGAAGAAAGCGCGCUAAAGGGAGCCACAGGGUGAAGUGUGGCUGCAGGGGUCCUCACCCGGCUCACGCUCGCCCCUGCUGCUGCCCGCCCUGCAGCAGCCGGACCCGGGCCUCGGAGCCGCCGGACCCGGGCCUCGGAGCAGCCCACGUGGCUGGGCCACAGCAGCUCCUGUGGUGGGAGCCGCUUUGUUAAAGAGAUGCUCCAUUGGCUGGACCUCGGGAGCCGGACCCCGUGGGGGAAGAGGGAGCGUGUCCAAGUGAAAGGAUGAGCUCAGUGGUGUCUGAGCCAGAGUGGCUGCACAUGAGCACUGCGCUGAGCGAGUGGGGCGUCCGCGCUGCUCAUCAGACGGCUCCUGCUUCCCACCGGCCCUCUCCCCAGACGCUGCUCCACACGGCGGCCCUCUCCCCUAGACGCACCACACGGCGCCACGUGGAGAGUGGACCCGGCCGAGGAGAAGAAACUCCCGCGGGUAACUCCCAGCUGCAGCGGAACUAAAGUGAUGGGACCUGGCAGAGGCUUUAAGAACCUGUGUUUUCUCUAGUAAAGUAAACACCUGGA
Messenger RNA from Myotis myotis, 1106 nucleotides. It is a transcript of the gene SMIM11, whose product is annotated as small integral membrane protein 11A. The transcript has 6 exons. The record is from RefSeq and is a predicted model, not a curated record. NCBI's taxonomy places the organism in Eukaryota, Metazoa, Chordata, Mammalia, Chiroptera, Vespertilionidae. Bases 395 to 565 code for a protein of 56 amino acids.